AUGCUCUCAACCACCUCUCAGAUUGACAAAGAUAAUGAUAGUGGUGAUGAAUCGGAAGGCUCCUCCGAAUUAUUUAAAGGCUACAUUAAAAUUGAUUCAUCUAACAAACAUUGGGAUAUGGAUCAAAAGCAAACUAAACUAUUCAAGAAGGUCAAAUGGGUCGCCACAGAAAAGGUUCAUGGAGCUAAUUUCUGCUUUUUUAUGAAUGAAGAUUUGGGUGGAAAUAUUCAUAUUGAAUGUGCAAAGAGGAAAUCAAUUUUAAGUGAAAAUGAUCAAUUCUUUUAUUUUCAAAAAUUGAAAGAGAGAUUAACAAGUAAAUUGGAAAAUAUAUUCAGAAUGGUCAAGACAAAUUAUCCAGAUCUGAUUCAUGUUUAUUUAUUUGGUGAAAUAUUUGGUGGAUUUUAUCCAAAUAUGCCAAAACUAGAAGGAAUUGAACAACCAGUUCAAACAGGUAUAUGGUAUACAAAUGAUAUUGAAUUUUAUGCAUUUGAUAUUGCAAUUCAAAAGAGUGAUUUGAUUCAAAUUUAUUUAGAUUACGAAGUAACAUUGGAAAUAUUCUCAAAAAGUCAACUUUUAUAUGCAGAACCUUUAUUAAUUGCAAGUUAUGAAGAAUGUAUGGAUAUGGAUGUUAAAUUUGACUCGAAACUUCCUAAAAAAUUAGGAAUGCCAUCACUUAAUGAAUCAAAUUAUGCUGAAGGUGUUGUGAUAAAACCAAUGAAAGAAAUUAACAUUUCUAAAAAAGGAAAAUUAGAACGAGCAAUAAUCAAGAGGAAAAUUCAAGAAUUUUCAGAAAAGAAAUAUGAACAAGCUGUUAAAUGGUCAACUCCAACCUCCAAUUCAUCAUCAAAUUCCAUUGAUGAAUUAGAAGUUAUCAAAUAUGAAGCAUUGGCUUGCAUUACAGAAAAUCGAUUGAAUAAUGCAAUUUCUAAAAUUGGAAAUAUCGACACCAAAAACAAAGUACAAAUGAAUCAACUACUCCAGGCCUAUAUUCAAGAUGUAUUUGAUGAAUUGAAUGAAUCAGGAUUUCAAAUAUCCUCUUCACAAAAAUCACAACUUGAAGAAGUAAUUACUUUGGAAUCAAAAAAGAUUAUUUUCCAAUAUUUUAAAAAACUUCAAUCCAAGUAA
Molecule: messenger RNA, 1125 nt
Organism: Naegleria gruberi
Lineage: Eukaryota; Heterolobosea; Eutetramitea; Acrasida; Naegleriidae
Exons: 1
Coding region: 1-1125 (374 amino acids)
Source: RefSeq, a predicted model, not a curated record